AUGGGAAGAGAUGGACGUACAAGUAAACCAAGUUGGAAUACCGGGACUGCCAUCCCUGCUGGCAUACGGGUGGGAGCUGAUGAAGUCGUGGUCGCAGUUAAAGGCGACGACUCUCUUCACAAGAGCUGCUGCCCUGUAAAGAUCGAUCCCGGUCUGCUUGACGUGAAGCAUUUUACUUAUGUUGAACAGGAUAAACCUAUGGUAACUCAUGUUACAUCCAAAAAAAAUUCUAGAAUGAAGGAAGUUCUUCGCGAUUGUUAUUUUUCAGACUUAGGUUUUCUGCGAACCACGACAGACGUGAAGCAUGAUUAUGCCCAAUUGCAAACCACCAUACCUAAUUGAAGAGAUCUCUUGUAAGAUUUUCAUUUUUCAUAACGAAAUAUGUAAGAUAUGAUUCUUUUUUCAACACUUUGUAUGAAUUCAUUGGGUGUAAUACUAUGUUUAAACUGAAGUAAAAGAACUAGAAUAUUAUGCCUGUUUGGUUUUCAGAAUGCAGG
Messenger RNA from Papaver somniferum (opium poppy), 497 nucleotides. RefSeq lists its product as uncharacterized. NCBI's taxonomy places the organism in Eukaryota, Viridiplantae, Streptophyta, Magnoliopsida, Ranunculales, Papaveraceae. The transcript is spliced from 7 exons. Bases 1 to 342 code for a protein of 113 amino acids. The record is from RefSeq and is a predicted model, not a curated record.